CCGCAGAGGAAGUCGUCGCGAUGUCCGAGACCGCUCCCACUGCCGCCCCCGAUGCGCCCGCGCCCGGCGCCAAGGCGGCCGCCAAGAAGCCGAAGAAGGCGGCGAGCGGCUCCAAAGCCCGCAAGCCCGCGGGGCCCAGCGUCACCGAGCUGAUCACCAAGGCCGUGUCCGCCUCCAAGGAGCGCAAGGGGCUCUCCCUCGCCGCGCUCAAGAAGGCGCUGGCCGCCGGCGGCUACGACGUGGAGAAGAACAACAGCCGCAUCAAGCUGGGGCUCAAGAGCCUCGUCAGCAAGGGCACCCUGGUGCAGACCAAGGGCACCGGCGCCUCCGGCUCCUUCCGUCUCAACAAGAAACCCGGGGAAGUGAAAGAAAAAGCCCCCAAGAAAAGGGCGCCUGCAGCUAAGCCCAAGAAGCCGGCAGCGAAGAAGCCCGCCAGCGCUGCCAAGAAGCCCAAGAAAGCUGCGGCGGUGAAAAAGAGCCCCAAGAAGGCGAAAAAGCCGGCGGCUGCAGCGGCCAAAAAAGCGGCCAAGAGCCCCAAGAAAGCCGCAAAGGCAGGCCGCCCCAAGAAGGCAGCGAAGAGCCCGGCUAAGGCAAAGGCGGUGAAGCCCAAAGCAGCCAAGCCUAAGGCAGCCAAACCCAAAGCGGCUAAGGCGAAGAAGGCGGCGCCCAAGAAGAAGUAAAUUGUACCAGAAGAGUUUUGUUCUACAUAUUCUGUUAUCCAACGGCUCUUUUAAGAGCCACCCACGCUUUCCCUAAAGGAGCUGAUGCACCGAAGUCGUCCGUAACCUGCAGCAAGGGUCCAGCAAUUCAAAGCUUUAAGUAUUGAAAAAGCCCGCCCUGCCCAAGGAUUGGCCAGCGGAAAUCCCGGCCCUCUGCCCUCCCCCCUCCCUUCCCCGAAGACGAUUACGCCUCCCGUCUCUGGAACUGUAUCAGCCGCUCGGAGAAGAAAUAGGCGGAAAAGGGAGGUGGGACUCUCAACGAAUAG
Molecule: messenger RNA, 985 nt
Organism: Vidua chalybeata
Lineage: Eukaryota; Metazoa; Chordata; Aves; Passeriformes; Viduidae
Product: histone H1.01
Exons: 2
Coding region: 21-680 (219 amino acids)
Biological process (GO): nucleosome assembly
Cellular component (GO): nucleosome
Molecular function (GO): DNA binding; structural constituent of chromatin
Source: RefSeq, a predicted model, not a curated record